Rubroshorea leprosula is the source of this 1755-nucleotide messenger RNA. The record is from the annotation of a GenBank genome assembly. NCBI's taxonomy places the organism in Eukaryota, Viridiplantae, Streptophyta, Magnoliopsida, Malvales, Dipterocarpaceae.
UUUUACUCUCGUUAUUUUGCUAGUACAUCCUUGUGAAAUUUCUGCUAAAUCUCUGCGGUUUCGUGCGGUUUGCGCUUUGAUCAAGACUUCAACAACAGUUUCCAAGUCCAAAAAUAGAAAUUGAGAUGUCUUCAGAAGAGGCCAUGAGUGUAGUGGGGAGCGAAGUGAUGCCCCUGGAUUACGGUAGUAUGGAUUCGGAGAGCAGUCCAUCUCCAACUAGUUCGGAGAGGACGGUGGAGGAGAGGAGGGAUCAUAGGGUGGUAGAAGAGGAAGAAGAUGAGAUUCCCUCCAACAUUUUGGAGGCUGGGAAUAGGGUAGAUGGGUGUUAUGACCCGGAUUUAGAUAUAGUAUCUGAGGUGAGGGGAUAUGUGAGCGAGUUAGGUAGUAGGGAAAGUCUUAGGGGCCUCGUUGGGUGGAAAGAAAAAUUCUUCUUUGUGGAUGACACCGAGUGGAGUAGGAGGGAUGCCGAAGUGGAACAGUUGUUUGCUUGGAAAGUGAAGAAAACCAAGCAGAACAACUAUAAGUUGAAUGAGGAUAAGGUGGAGGAGGUGGAGAAGCUGGUGAGGGAAGAUGGAGACGUAGUGGAUAUCUUGUAUCUCACCAGUCCGAAGGCAAUAGAGGCUACUGAGCUCUAUGGGCCAAGCUCAUUGAGCGAAGCUGAGAUGGACGAGUUAGUUAAUGCGGCUAGGGGCCUGCACAUCCCAAAGAAGCCAAGGAAGAAGUCAAAGACUUCAACUGCGGCGGAGAAGGGGGUGGUAGAGAGGGGGCGACUGUCCAGCACUUCUGCCCGGGCUGUGGAGGUGCAGCCAAGGCCGGAGCCUGUGAUGGGGGGUAGCGAGGAUGUAAGUGAGGUGGCACCUCUCCAAAGGAAAAAGAGAAGGGUGGCAGAGCCAGAAGCCAGGGGGGACGAGGUGGUGGAGUUCGUGCCCCGGCCUUCUCCUCCAGAAAUCAAUCCUGAAGACAGGGAGAAGGAAGAGGUUGAGCACUUCCUCAACUCUACUCUUCCUGAGGUGGAUAGGAUGCAGGCGAAGGACGAGGUGGUUAGCCAUGUGGGGUAUACCAUUGUGAGGCACGUCCUAGAGAAGGAGAAGGGGGAAUGGGAGAAGGAGAAGAGGGAGAUCCAGAGGAGGCUGGAUGAAGUUCUCCCUUCAGUGACCGAGCUCCAAAACGAGAAUGAUGUCCUGAGCACGAAGCUUGUCCUCGAAGAACGUAAGAGGAAGAUCUGUGAGGAGAAGCUCGAGGCUCAGGACAAAUACAUUGACAACAUGAGGAAAGGAGCAACGGAGCUGAAGAAGAACGUGAACCUACUGGUUCACAACGAGAUGGAGGAGCACAUUGGCAACUUCCUCAACUCCAGCACCUUCGAGAAUAUCCUCAAACUUUACCGGCUGCCAACCGCAAUCGUGGCCUUCACCGACUGUAGAAAUAAGGUGAAGGCCCAGUACCCAGAGGUGGACGUGACAACAGUUACCUUUGAGGAACAAGAAGAAGGGGUGGAGGAAGAUGGGGAGAGCCUCUGUGCUGACUUCCCACCUCAGAUCACGUUGAGGUGGGAGCAUGAUGCAGAGGGGCUCACUAUUUUUCCUCCAGCCUUUGAGGCUGAGUUGGUGGCAGUGGGGGAGGAAGAAGAAGAAGAAGAAGCACAAGGCGUUGGGGUUGAGGAUCAGGCAGCUGUGGUCGAAGUGCAGCCUCCCGAGGAUUAUAACCCUAAAAAUGAAGUGACUGAAUGAGUCAGAAUGAACUGACUUCAGAAAU